This is a messenger RNA of Cuculus canorus (common cuckoo), 5979 nucleotides long. Its product is annotated as ankyrin repeat and SOCS box protein 1. Gene Ontology annotation, cellular component: ubiquitin ligase complex. The transcript is spliced from 5 exons. Bases 21 to 1031 code for a protein of 336 amino acids. Lineage: Eukaryota; Metazoa; Chordata; Aves; Cuculiformes; Cuculidae. Gene Ontology annotation, biological process: protein ubiquitination; intracellular signal transduction. Gene Ontology annotation, molecular function: protein binding. The record is from RefSeq and is a predicted model, not a curated record.
GGGCGGUCCCGGCGGGAGGGAUGGCGGCGGGAGGGCCCCCUGGCGGCGAGCGGGCGGGUCGGAACCUGAAGGAAUGGCUGCAGGAGCAGUUCUGCGACCACCCCCUGGAGCACUGCGAGGACACCCGCCUGCACGACGCAGCCUACGUGGGGGACCUGCCCACCCUCGAGAGCCUUCUGCAGGAGGAGAGCUUCCAGAGCCGGAUCAACGAGAAGUCUGUGUGGUGCUGUGGGUGGCUGCCCUGCACACCGCUGCGCAUUGCUGCCACCGCCGGCCACGGCCCCUGUGUUGACUUCCUCCUCCGCAAAGGGGCUGAGAUCGACCUGGUGGACGUGAAGGGGCAGACUGCCCUCUACGUGGCCGUGGUCAAUGGGCACCUUGAGUGUGCCAAGAUCCUCCUAGAAGCUGGGGCUGACCCCAACGGAAGCUGGCACCAUCGCAGCACCCCUGUCUACCACGCGGCACGUGUGGGCCGUGCAGACAUUCUCCAGGAGCUGAUCAGGUACGGUGCAGAUGUGGAUGUGAAUCACCACCUCAAUUCCCGGGUUCCCAGCCUCUCCGUGAGGCCCCUCACCACCCUGAUGGUCUGCCCACUGUACAUCAGCGCUGCCUACCACAACCUCCAGUGCUUCCGGCUGCUGCUCCAGGCAGGAGCCAAUCCAGAUUUUAACUGCUGCGGGCCCAUCAACAUCCAAGGCUUUUCCCGGGGCUCCCCAGUGUGUGUGAUGGACGCUGUCCUGCAACAUGGCUGUGAAGCGGCAUUCGUCCGCCUCCUGAUUGACUUUGGAGCCAAUCUGAACCUGGUGAAAGUGGAGGCCUUGGGCGCUGAAUCCUCAGGAAGGGUCAAAGUCAACCCUGAGGCUCUGCAGGUGUUCGAAGAAGCGAGGAGCCGCACUCGGAGCCUCUUGUCUCUCUGCCGCAUAACUGUACGAAGAACACUUGGCAAAUUUCGUCUGGAUCGGAUCCAUACCCUUCCAGUCCCAGACCUCAUUAAACAAUUUUUACUUUACGAACACAAUUCAGACAGUUAAAGGGCAACUGACUGCUUUCCAGGACAGUGUGAUUUUGUAAAUGAGUGUGGUGAUAAAUCCAGGUGCCAAUCCUAACCCUUCUCCCCCCGGUGAAAUACUGUAUUGCUCAUGGAUUGCACAGAAUUCACUGCCCCUGUGAUUUUCUCCUCCAAAUUUAGGGUGCAGUGAUUUUGUGUGUCUAUUCUUAAGCUACCAGUGCCAAGGCCAGGUUGGAUGGGGCUUUGGGCAACCUGGUCUGGUGGAAGGUGUCCAGCCCAAGCGGGGGGUUUGGAACUGGAGGGACUUCAAGGUCCCUUCCAACCCAAACCAUUCUGUGAUUCCAUGAUGGAAUUGGUGAUCUCUUGUUUGCAACUGGUUGGGUGAUGAGGCAAAUAACUGUGUGUAAGUGUUACAUGAGCAAAUAUAAUGUGUCCCAGAGCUGUUAGCAUAUGUCUGUUAUGACUCUACCUCUGUUAUUGCUCUGUGUUGCACACCUUGGGUCUCAGCAGUGCUUCUGCUUGAGGAAAGUGUCCGUACUUAAGCCUUUCCUCUUCGUAUAGUGUACAAGGGAGUCUCCUCACCUUGGUAAGGGUGUUACAACAGCACUGUUCUCUUUCUGCCAUCAGUACCUGGCCUUUCCCUUCCUGACAGAGUUUGUAGUUGCUGCUAUAAAAGUGAGUGUAUUUUCUUCUGUCCUCUUCUAGUGUGAAAUGCAUCAGGUUUCCUGUCCAGUGCUGUGUGUUACGUGGAAAAUUAUAUCUGUGUCUCUGCGUGCUGCAAGGUAGCUGCUGACUUGGCUUUCUCUGUGUAGAGGCCCCAUCGCACAGAUGGGAGAGUAGCAGAACAAGUAAUCCUGUCUUGUCUGAGUCGUUUCUCCAGAGCACCUGAGACUCCCCCUCCAGCACUGUGAUGUGACCUCCUUCUGACCGCCUGGGAACGGGUCGUGUCUGCAAUCACUGCCAUAGCACCAAAGAGGGAGCAUGGAGAGAGGAGGAAAAGGGAGUUUCAUCUCUGGAAACUGAUGGCUACCUGGCUUGUUGUGAGGAUGGGAUCCCCAUGGCUCGCUUGCCGCUACGUGUGUGGUGGGAUGGGGACUGUGAUACUCGGAUAAAGCCAGUACAUGAACCUGAAAGAUUUCUGGGCUAACUUUUGGAAAAGUAAUAGCUAAAUUUAUCUCCUGUUCACUGUAAAAUGCAUUUAAAUAUUUAGGAGUGAUGAAGACCAACAGUGAAGGAGUUGCUAAAUUAAACUGUUGCGUUGCUGUGCUGGGUGGUAGUUGAUUGAAUACGUAUGAAUGUAUCUGUGUGAUUAGGAAGGAAAGGACCCCAAAACGAUCUCUAGCCUGCCUGCUCGCAGCACUGCUGUGAUUGUGAUGUUGCUGAAGGCCCAGUAAAGGAGCUGACAAUGCGCAGCACAUCAAGAUAGUUUCCUACUGACCUUUUACUCCAUUUACCGUGAUGGCAGUAUGGCCAGAGAAAACUCUCCCAGAUCCACUUAACAGUCUUUUUGUUUGCACGUGGCUUCUACCAGUGUUCUGGGAAAGGGAGAAAAAAGGACUUCUUGGCACUUCUUGAAGAGUUAGGAGGUUAUGUGCUUCUAAAUGCAGUGUUGCAUCCAGCAGCCUGGGUUCCUUUCAUUUCCAGUGUCUCCCUGUUGCUGUUUACCUUCCUGUCACAAGUCCAUAGCAGGGUGUCAUGCUGCAGUGAGCCGAGAAUCUUCCUUGGGAUUUCAGGGUCAACCAGCUCCUUGAAGCAACCUGGUCAUUGUAUAGGAAACAUGUCAAAACAUCAUCUUCGCAAGGACAGAGAUGAUGGUCCCUCAGGAUCUUGGGUAAAAACCCGGGGGAUAAUCAGUACUUGCUUUUGCUUUACUGAUCCAAGUUCUUUCUAGGCUGUGUUACAAGUCGAUUUUUAUGACAAUUUUUGUUUGCCAGACGUUCUUCUCAUGCAGUUGGCAAGGGGAUUUUUCCAGAUGUGAUGCUAAAGAUGUUGGGAAUUGUGGGGUGUUGGUGCCUGGCAACCUGUUGUUGAGAGCCGAGUUAAGCAUGGGAUGGCAAGGACAGUAGGACAACCCCUCCUGUGACCAGAGAAGAGCUCUGGUCGCUCUUCUCCUUGACUUGCUGUAGUAACAGGGCAGUGGGCUUGUUUAAGCUACCUUGGUUUUUGGGUUGGGAUGCCUUUGGCCAACAGCCCUGGUUGUGCUGUUACUGCAGGAGCGGGUCCUCUGGGCUGUCCCGUGGAUGUUUCAGUUUCUGGUCCUCCUGCUAUGGGAUAUGUUUAGAGUCGAGUUCAAUAAGUAAUGAUGGACUUUCUUGUACAUUUUAUUAUCUGCCGAAGAACAUGUGCCUUUCCAAGAUGCUUUCAGAGAAGGAGGAAUGGGAGGAAAAGCACAGUCCCUGAUUGUUUCCUGUCACUUUGAUUUCGUGGCCAGGCCUGGAACAUCCAGGUGGCCCUUUGUGUUGCUCUGCUUACCGAUUUUAGGAUAAGGUGGCAAAAUUUGCACUUCUGAGAACUGCCUAAAGUGUGGUGGUUACACUCAGUGCUCAGAUACCAAAGCAAAGGAUGCUUUCAAACCCCUCAUCAGGUGAGAUGUGAUGGCAAGGAUAUGUGGCUGUAGGCACGCUUUCAAGGGGAGAAGGCAGCAGUUAGGCACUGUUUCCUUUUCAGGCUUGCAGAUGGUUUAGGUUUUCACCAUGCUGGGGGCCAGGGCAGCCCACGAGCACGUUGCCUGAGAGUUGUGUGCUUGCUUUAUAGAAGUGUUAACAUGCCUGAAAGAUGCAGACAGGUUGUAAAGCCUCUUGUCACCUUGCUGGUGGAACCAUAAUGUUUUGCAGGAGCACAGGCCAAACGUGCUCUCUAGCUCCAGUGUAUAGAGACAGAAAAUGAGGUAGGGUGUCUUGAGAAAACACCAUCACAACAGCUUCUUUGGGUUGACUUUUUCCCCCCUUGAUUUUUACUUGUUUGUGCAGUUUCACAAACUGGUCACCCUUUAGUGCCUUUUGGCUGAGGGCGGUAGGAUGGAUGUGGAAGACACGUGCUCUGCGGGGGGGAGAGCUGCCUCCACCUGGAAUGAGAUACAGUGAGAUGUCGUGGUGUGAAUGAUGGGAGGUGGCCCAAAGAAACUCAGAGAGUUUGGUUCUUAACUCAGUGCCUGAUGUAACUGGUAGAUAUAUGUAGCUGAAGCUAAAGCCCUGCAGAUGACCUGUUCCAGUUUUAAUUAUGAGGCACUGGCCCGGGUUGCCGGGGAAGUUUUGGAUGCUCCCUCCCUGGAAAUGUUCAGGGCCAGGUUGGAUGGGGCCUUGAGCAGCCCUGGUCUAGUGGGAGGUGUCCCUGCCUAUGGCAGGGGGUUGGAACUGGAUGAUCUUAAGGUCCCUUCCAACCCAAACUAUUCUAUACUUCAGUAUUUGGUUUGUUGACUGUUGUGCUCUUGUCUGACGCUGUCCUACAGUGUCCUUACAGCCAGUGGCACCCGGACCAGUCUAGCGACUGUGCUCACGCCUGGAACUGUGAUUCCCAGGUGAGGGAGAUGGUGAAGAGCCCCCACUUCCCACGCACAGAGUCAAUACCUGGUACCGAUUCCUUGUAGGUCUCGCUGGUGAGCUCAAGGCAUGCUGCAGGUAGAGGUUUUGGCUCAAGCCAAAACUCUUCACAUCCAGCCCAUUUGGCAUCCAAAAGAUUCUGCUGUCUAUGGAUCCACAGGUCAAAGGAUCGGUCUCCCAACCCAAUAGCAAACAAGCCUGAAGUUUGUUAGUCACUUGGACAUUUGCCCAAUCAAAGCUUUGGCCUUUUUGACUGGAGUACCCAUCCCACUCCCAUCUUAACUGAGGGGCUCCUGCGAAAGGCUCGGUGUUAAACUUGGAUGGUCUGUCUUUUGGCGUGAGGGCCUGAAGGGGGUCCAGCUCGGGGGGACAACUUGCAUAAUAUUAGGCUGUAAGAGCAAAGACUGCUGUUAGAGGAAGUCGCUGUGGACUUGGGUUGCUGAGGCUACAUAAACCCGGUUUUGCCUCAGUGAAGUAGUUUCAUAGGCAGACUUGGAAGAUCUGGGAUUUUCAUCAUAGAAAGAUAAUGAAUCUCAAAAUAGAUUUAUGAUAUUCAUAGACUCCGGUGUCUUGUCCUGUAGAGCCAAAACCUAUGUCCUGUGGCUGUCCCUGUCCUUUUAAACCCAAGGAACAACAGUCUUCCAAUAUGAAAUCAGAGUAAUAUGUGCGUAUUCUAUAUCUUCACGCUAUAUAAACAGCAUUUAUUUUUGCCUUAACUCGGACCUCACCAUUUCCUGUGUAGCAAAGUGUUGCCUUUUAUAAAGGCGUUCUUUUCCAUGGUGUCCAUCAGCUCAAAUAACCUGAGUAACAGAUGGGUGUCGUGAAGACAGAGGUGGGAAAUUAAAUGUUUGCAGUGUUCAUCCCCUAGACUGAAGAAUGCCUAAUGUAUUUGCGUGUAAGAUACAGACCGUGCCUUGUGUGGCCUUGCUGUAAGCUUGGCUGGGCUGGGAUAACAAGGUUUGGAAAACGGUUGAAGAAUCAAAACAGAUCUGGAAUAAGCAAAGCAGAUCCAAAGCGAUCUUUUUCAUGUGGGCUUUCUUCUUGUCUUUGUUGCUGUGGGGAAUUUCCAGAGCAUGAAAUGCUGGUAGCUGGUACCCAAAUACAACUUCCUGCUCUUUGGGAGUUCUGGAGAAGGUAGAGGAACGGCAUCUGUUGGGCUGAAGUGUUUUGUUCCCCCUUUAUCACCAAAGUAGAGCACUUUUUACACCAAAACCAGCCUUUGAUGUACAGUACCUCUUUACCCCUUCCUGUUCCAGUGAAGAGAGCAGCGUAAGAAGCUGCCCAGGACGGGGUAAAGGUGACAGAGUCCCACUUCAGUCUGAGCUAAUCAGAGUUUUGUGGAUUGUGCCCAACCCAGAUCAGAUCUGAGAGCAGACGGGAGGUGUCUGUGGUGGACCUGGAGCCGUGUGUAGCCGAAUAAACCUGUUCCAG